Halteromyces radiatus is the source of this 979-nucleotide messenger RNA. RefSeq lists its product as uncharacterized. The transcript has a single exon. Lineage: Eukaryota; Fungi; Mucoromycota; Mucoromycetes; Mucorales; Cunninghamellaceae. Bases 11 to 784 code for a protein of 257 amino acids. The record is from RefSeq and is a predicted model, not a curated record.
GUAUAUAAUAAUGAUAGAAACUAUAUUUGAUAUUGAACAACCUCUUCCAAAGAAUUCAAUUGUUACUUAUGAUCUACAACCUUCACACCAAUUUGUUAACAUUCGUACUAUAUUGGCUUCAAGGAAAAGGAAUUCUUCUUCUUCACCCACUCCUUCUAAAGACAAUAAAAAGAUCAAAAAGAACAAAAAGAAUAAAAAUUUGGUCUAUGAUGAUAUGAUUAGUGGUUUACCUUCUCCUCCUGUUGAAAGUCCUAUGGCCGACUUUCCUUCUAUGACUUCUACUUCUACUGACAAUACUCCUCCUCUUACACCAAACACAACUUUUACUAUGGAUUCUUCUUCACCUCUUGAUCAAAACAAGUCAAACUUAUCAACUGAAGAUAUCUUGGCAAAACUGGCAGCUUUACGUGAAGAAAAACAUAAUCUUUUCCAACUCAUGAAGCGAUUAGUAGAAGAAGAAGAACAACAACAACGACAAAAACAACAGUCUAUAGAUCUACAAAAAGAUAUAGAACAACAACAACAACAACAACAGGAGCAAAAAAAGAGGAAACCAAGUCGCUGGUCAUCUUCUAAUCCUAGUUCUCUGGAACAACAAUCAACUUUUAUAUCAUUACCACAACAACAACAACAACAACAACAACAACGAUUUAGAAACAACAUGGAAAAUAAUACACCAAGACCUUUUAGUUCAAGAUCCUUCAAUCCGCCGGCACGGUCUCAUUCAUACUUUGGUCAACGGUCUAGUAUUCAUCGUUCUCACCAACCACCUUACUUGUAUUAAAAUCUCUCUGUACCCCUUUCUCUUCUCCCAUUUUUCCCUCUAGUCAAUAGUGAAUCACUUUUACAAAUAUUUUUUUUUAUUCUCUUUUUUUUUCAACAUAGUUUUCCCUUUGUUAUUUAGUCUUCGUUUUUAGUUUUCCCCACUCCCAUUGUGUAUAUGUAUAUAAAUAAAGAAUUGUACUAUUUUCUCUCUCUC